CCAACACAGCUCGACUAUCCAAACAAAUACAAUACUUCUAAACUUUAAACUCAAAUCCUUCUUCCAAUACACAUCUCAAGAUGUCAAGUGAAACUUCAGCAGAGGCAGUCACGCCUGUCGAGUAUCAAGGCGAUUUUGAAAAGAUCCAACCUCAAUCCACAGCUUAUGUAUGUCAACACCCCCUAAAAUCCCUAAUUCUUAACUUUCAGCUCAGAAUUAACAUGAAAGAUAGGUUAAGUGGGAUGUGAAGGGUGGUGGAGACCGCACCCAUGAACCCAAUAUCAACACAAACUACACCCUUGAAGGUUCUCCGUAAGUUAUAUCUUUCACCACACAAAGUACAAUGACUGACCACCUCAUAAUAGCAAUAUCCAAGGUGUUGAAAUCAAAUCCACCGUCGACGUUAAGUUGAUAUGCUGGUCGUAAGUGACAAUCUAUCCUUUGGAGUUGCUUGGAAUAUGUAAUAACGGUUGUUUUUAGCGGCGCUCCUGGAAGUGGCACUCCAAACAUUACAAUUGAUGGGCCUACUAAUGGCAAGCACAAGAUUGAUCCCAGAAGACUUGGAGGGUACCGCGUGGAAAUCCGUUGAUUUAUUUAAACACUUCAGUUUAAAUGACUGGUCCAGUUCUCAAUGGGAUCAGCAGUUUCAAAGCCACUGAGUUCCUUCGACACUUCAAUUAAAUUCCUUGAUUCGACUUUGAUUCUGUCAUUUUUAGUUAAGCUACAGUCAUUACUGCAAUGAAACCACACUAUACUUCAGACUUUUCCCUCU
This is a messenger RNA of Sclerotinia trifoliorum, 772 nucleotides long. Lineage: Eukaryota; Fungi; Ascomycota; Leotiomycetes; Helotiales; Sclerotiniaceae. The record is from the annotation of a GenBank genome assembly.